AUGAUAUCAAGCUUUCAAGAUAUCACAUAUAGAUUCAAAGAGGCUUCAACUCGUUUAAAAAGCGGUGAAAAUAUAGCCACUAAAAGAUUCUCAAACUUAGAAAGCAUGUCAGCAACCGAAAUUAUGGAUUCUCGAGUUGAUUCAGGAAUGAUUUUAGUUCAGCUUCCAAAAGUGCAGGAAUUGAUUAACGAUAAUAUCAUCCCAAAACUGUCAGCACUCUCUGAAUCUGACCUUUUAAGUAUAUGCCAUUUACAAGUUAAAAAUUUCGCUCUUUGGCUUGAAGGCCAAUCUCUUCCACAUACACUGUAUUCUUGUGUUUAUCUGCACACUCCAGAAUUAUUGAAUGAAAAUCCAAUAUUAAAAUCUUUGCUUAAAUGCAUUGUUUUUAUUGUGGACUGUGUGCAUAGGCAUGUGCUGAAAAUCACAUCUCUAGCUCAUUUCAUACAAUUAAUUUCUGAAAUAAUAUUAUUUUUGUAUUUAAUAAAGUUAUAUGCAAAAAUUUAUCAAAAUAAGAGAAGAGAUUAAGAGAAGACGAUUAUUCAUAUACAUCAAUAAAAUUUUUAGCAUUGUUUUCAACUGAGCAAGAUGUUGAAAGAGAUUUAUUGAAUGCUGAACGAUCAAUAGGAGAUGAAAAUGAACUUUUAUUGGCUUAUUUGAGAUCUUUUAGAGGAUUAUUUUAUAUCAUUUCAGGCUUAUUUAAACAAAAUUUAAAUGGGAGAGGAAGUGCUGAGACAAAUAUUCUCUUCACACUGAGGCAGCUAGAAAAUAUGAGCGAAAGAGAUUUAGGAGAAAUAAAUACAGGAAUUUUUAAUAGCUCUUAUUGCUUAGUGAAGCUACCACAUUUUCCGCCAACUAAGGUAGAGCUCUUCAACGUUAGCGGAUUGCUCUGUCCCGAAAAUCUCCCGAGACAAUGAGGAGUUGGUUUUUACCAGCAAAUAUUUGUAGAACCAACUCUUAAAUGACAAAUCUGCAAUAUUUAGUGGAUUUUUCAUUUCAAAGGCAUUUCACCGCAUUUGCUGGUAAAGCCAACCCCCAAUCAUCUCGGAGACGUUGGGAUCAUAACAGUCCACUAGCUAAGAUACUCUAUAUAUGAGGUAGAAAAAUAUACAUUUGCUGAUGCGAUUGUGAGAAUAAGAAAAUUUCUUGUAUCCAUGUCAAAAUUAGCUGCGAUGCCAAUAAUUGAUGACUUUGAAGAUCUUAUAACAUAUAUGAACACUAUUCCUUCCAAUGAUAUUGUUUCAAAAAUUUUGUAUGAUUACCAUCUAUUUUCAAGGAAAAAUGAUGAGUGGCAAAUAUUUUAUUCUUUUCCAUUUAAAAGAUUAAUACUCAAUAGUAUGCAUAAAAUUGGAAUAGAUACAGCAUUUUUAAUUCAAAAUGAUUCAUUUACAAAUUAUUUUAAAAAAGUAGAAGUAGUCUUCAAUAAUAUCUGAUAAUUGUUUUAAAAAAAAAAUUUAUUUUAAAAUUUUUUAUUUUAUUAAUAAAGAAAUAAUUCUUCAAAGAGCUCGUUUCUUUGACUUUGAAAAAUGACACAAGACAAAGAAGAACUUUAUCAAAAUAUUUCCCUGAUUUCAAUAUUUUAAUAAAUGAAGCAAAUUUUACAGAAGAAGCUAUAUAGCUUUUUUUGCGCAUUUGCUUUGAAAGUGAUGAGAGUUGAAAUAGAGGGCGAACUUUUUUCUAAUGCAGUGCUGCUUGAAAGAAGCAAGAAACAGUAAGUUUAGUAUAUUAAUAAUAUAAUGCUAAUAUUUUUAUAAAAUUUAUGGAGAGGAGUAAAUCAUUGAGAAUUUGGAAAAAUUAAAUUCAAGGAUACUGGCUGCCGACAAUACUAUGAGUGUACUUAAAGCAUCAUUGCUACUGCUAAAGUUUGGAUUAAAAUCUCAGAGCAAAUUUUUACUUAUGCUAGAUUUUCUAAUAUAAAGAUCAAAACGGCAAAUAAUGGACUACAUCUUACUACUUAAAAAAACUCAAAUCUCUUUCGAUUGUAUUAAUAAAAAUUCAAAUGCUACCAAAUCCUUUUAGGUAUAAAAUUCGAUUAAAAGGUUCAAAUCUUCUUUAACUCAAUUUGGAAUAGGCCUAUUGCUCAGAUUCUAUUGUCGGUUUCCAUAUUUAGUUUUUAGCUUUAAAUUGGCAUGCCAAAAUCUUUAGGCUUGCUAAAAUUUUAAUAAAAUGGAGCCAAUACACAAUCUUAAAAGUGUCAAGAGAUAAAAUUAAUAAAGUUCCUACUUUCUUAGACAGCAUGGAAUCACGACAAAUGAAUACUACACCUUCUCUUAUCUCAAAUCAAGUACUCCUUUUUUGAAAUCUCUCUGCGUGCUAUUCCAAUUUUAGCAUCUGCCGUAUCUCAAAUCGAUUUCUUCUCUAUGGGAUUCCAAUCCAGCUUCCUAUAUCUAAACUUAAGAGAGCAAGAAAGAAGUUCCUUCAAGCUGGUAUUAGGGUAAUCCAACAAGCAACUUUCGCAUUAAUCGCUUAAAACUUAAAUUUAUUAGUCUGCUCCAAUUAAUAUACUGAAUUGAUUGCUCCUUGCUUUUUUCAAGCAAAUUUGUAUUAGAAAAAGUCCUCACCCUCUAUUUCAACUCUCAUCACUUUCAAAGCAAAUGUGCAAAAAAGCUAUAUAUGGAAAAAAUAGACAAAAUAUAAGCGAACAAUUGAUUUUCCAGUGGAUUUUUACUCACACAGUAUUAUAUAUGAUCCAAUAUGUUAGUUCUGGAUUUAAACUUGAUCUAUAUGCUCAAGAAGAAAUUGGCAUGAUUAUGUUUUAUAUGGACUUUUUAUACGGAGUUUACCUCAAUGGGCUUUCCUCUUUAUUAGAAUAUUUGAGUACAAAAUCAGCUAAAAAAAAGAAGUUAAAAGGGAUUAAACUCAUUCAAAAUGAAUUUCAACUUUCAUCUGCAAAACAAAUUUUAUGCAGAGGAAUAGUCAGAUUAUUCAUAAUUCUCCUUAAAAUGAAUCUUAUACAAAGAAUCCCUGAAGAAGCUGAAGAAAUAAGAUUCAGAAAUAGGUUUAAAAGAUUUGAUACUUUAGUAGUCCCUCAAAGGCUUGACUAUAGCUCAUGAUUAAACGUAAAAUCUUUAGCUGAAACUAUGGAUAUUGAGAAGUUAAUCACAGAUUGCCAAGAAUCAUUUGAAACAGCAAAAAAUCAAUUAAAGGAACUAGAUGGAAUUUUUAUGGUGAAAGAGCUUAUAAGAGUGUGUGUAUGGAAUUCAUUAGCCAUAACGAAAGGAGCAUGCUCAAAUUGGGAGUGCAAGCUUAAUGUAAUGUAUAAUGAAAGUCCAAUAUUUCCAGUGAUAUCUCUGGAGCCUUUACCUAACAACGCUACUAGUUAA
Blepharisma stoltei is the source of this 3320-nucleotide messenger RNA. The record is from the annotation of a GenBank genome assembly. Lineage: Eukaryota; Ciliophora; Heterotrichea; Heterotrichida; Blepharismidae.